Messenger RNA from Betta splendens (Siamese fighting fish), 1066 nucleotides. Its product is annotated as granzyme-like protein 1. Gene Ontology annotation, biological process: proteolysis. Lineage: Eukaryota; Metazoa; Chordata; Actinopteri; Anabantiformes; Osphronemidae. The coding region runs from base 105 to 857 and encodes 250 amino acids. The transcript has 5 exons. The record is from RefSeq and is a predicted model, not a curated record. Gene Ontology annotation, molecular function: serine-type endopeptidase activity.
CUGAACACUUCCUUCCCCUCUCUAAUACACGAGAACAUUCACAGACUGAAGCUGACACUCGUGUGCCACUGCUCGUCAGGACCGGACCGAACCCAGAUCUCGUCAUGUCUGUCAAAUCUGAACUGACCAUACUUCUACUCGCACUGAUCCUUGGUGACCAAGUUCACACAAGUUACAUCUUUGGGGGUCGUGAGGCUGUGCCACACAGCAGGCCGUACAUGGUGUACCUGAAGGGGCACGUGCAGGAGGGGAAAUCAUUCACCUGUGGAGCCUUCCUCCUCAACGAGGACUUUGUCAUGACCGCAGCCCACUGCCAAGCCGACUCCUACAACGUCUUGCUUGGAGUUCACAGAGUUUCAAAACCUAAAGAUGUACAGAAUAUAUCCGUAGAACACGCCUUUCCAAAUGAAAACUAUGAUGCAAGUGAUUGCAGCAAUGACAUCAUGCUUCUGAAGUUAAAUUCCAAGGCGCGUUUCAACAAAAACGUGCAACCCAUACGUCUUGCAGACGGAGGUGAUGGUUCUCUACCCAAAUCAUGUGCAAUCGCUGGCUGGGGAAGAAGUGACAAAUACCCAAACUCAAAGAGUCCUGUCCUCAUGGAAGUGAACGUGACACUUGUUGAGAAUCCGAACUGUACGAAACACUCAUACUGUUCAGAGGGAAGGAACGGCCCAGGGCAGGGGGACUCCGGCAGUCCGUUGGUCUGUGAGGAUGGGAGGGCUUUUGGGGUUAUGUCCGCAGGAAGCGACCCUUCGGUUGUCCCCCAAAUAUACUCCUACACCAAAAUUUCUGACUAUAAAGAUUGGAUCAAUUCGAUCUACAAAAAAGCAGCGCAGCUUAAAUUCAGAAUGCUUUAAUUGCUUUUACAAGCAGUUGACUGUAAAACAAAUUACUAACUGCUAUCAUUUAGUUGGUUGUAUUAUUCUUCUGCUACAUUUUCUACCCAUUAAAAAGGUAGUUACUGUAAAAAAAUAUAGUUCCUUAUACUGUAUAAUCAGGCUACAAAACAACAAUAUAUUCAUUUGACGUCAUACAUUUGUUCUAAAUAAAUAAGGUAUUGACAACA